AUGCAGCACACAACUUGCACAGAGGACAGGAUCCAUCAUGCACUGGAAAGAUGUUUGCAUGGGCUGAGCAGAAGUACAGCCUCCUCCACCACAUGGACCGCUGGGCUAUGUCUGAACUGCUGGAGCCUGCAGGAGCUGGUCAGCCGAGAUGCAGGAAACUACCUCAUCCUCCUGGAGAAAAUCCUGCAGAAAACCAAAGAGGUCCAAGAGACAUGCAACUAUGAUCUCCUCACUCCAUUGGCUCUGCUCUUCUAUUCUGCAGCUCUGUGUACUCCUCACUUCCCACCAGACUCUGACCUGCUUCUGAAGGCCAUUAGCACCUACCACACCUUCCUUACCUGGCCUAUGCCCUACUGCAACAUCUACCGGGAGCUACUGACCUUCAUCAGCGAUGAACUCAAGGCCCCAGGGAUUUCGUACCAAAGGCUGGUGAGGGCGGAGCAGGGACUGUCCAUGAAGAGCUGCCAGAGCUCCACCAUCACGGUUCUGCUACUCAACCCCUCUGAGGUUCAGAGCGAAUACCUGUCUGUCGCCAAGAAGAUGAGCACCACGGAGCACACCCAGCACAGCACCUUCGUCAUGCUAAUUGGACAUAUCUACCAGGCCACUUUUGGGACCAAGUGCGAUAUGGGCAGCUUACAGAACAUCCUGAAGUCCAAGACCUUAGAGGAGCUCUCAGAGAUCCAUUCUCACACCACAGAAGCUCAGGAGCUGGCAGCUGUUACCAGCGACCCUGCCGCAGCCAGGGAACAGCUGCAGUCCAUGCUGCAGGACAUUGGGGCUGAAGCAGGCUUUCCUAAGACCACAGGGGUGGCCCAGUCGUGUAAACUCCACACUGUCCCCAUCCCCGUUGCUCGAUGCUACACUUACAGCUGGGACAAGGAUAAUUUCGAUAUCCUCAGAGACAUACUCGACAAGGAGUGUGAUGUUCUCAAGCCGGUGCUCUUGGAGGAUGAGGAGGAAGAGGAGACGGAAACUGAUGGCUGUUCUCCACAAAGAGACUCGUUCCUUUCCUCCAUUUCAGCGGUUUCCAAGGACUCUGUGUACUCAGAGUUAUCAGAGGAGGCAUCGAAGCCGGUGGUCUCCAGAAGGUCCUUGAAGUCCUUUGUGUCUAGCCUCAAGGACUGCAUGGACAGUGGCUAUGCCGAAGACAGCGACGAGAGCUCUCUCGAUCUGGUGGUGAGGCCAGACCUGAAAGAGGAGACGACACUUCACAAGCAGAGGCAGAGACUGACCAGCAAAAUCUACAAGCUGUUCAAGAGCAAAAGCCAGUUGGUCUUGCGGAGAGACGUAAGGGACUAUCCCGACACUGGUUCGCUCUCCCUGCCUCUGCGCCGGGCCGAGAGCCUGUGCAACCCGGAGGCCAAGCACCGCAUCCCAGCGCGCUCCCGGAGGGCUCUUUCCUUGCCCCAGCAUGUGCUGAGUCAGCGGCUCCCGCAGCGCCAUGCAGCGCAGAACGUGUGCAUCCAGCGCAGGCCCUUCCUGAGCUACGACGAGGACACCAAGGUCUCCACGCUGCGUGUCGUGGUCUUCGGGUCGGACCGCAUCUCAGGGAAAGUGGCCCGGGCAUACAGGAACCUUAGACUACAAGAAAUCGAUUGCCCAUUACUGACAAGGUACUUCAAGCUGCAGUUUUUCUACAUCCCAGUGAAGAGGAGCUGCCUUACCUCAUCUGCACCACUGACACAUCCGCCUCCUUCUCCAGGAGAUCCUCACCUGAGAGCCUCAGGGCAAACGGUACCUGGGGCACAAAGCAGCACCAACGAUAUCUCCCACUACAUUGGGAUGUUGGACCCAUGGUACGAGCGCAACGUUUUCGGGCUGAUUAACUUGCCCACGGACGUCCUGUGUCAGCAAUCUGCCAAACCCGAGGUGGAGCCUACGGAGGAGUCCAGGGAGCAGCUACCCAUCUUGGCUGACAUGGUGCUUUACUACUGCCGAUUCGCUACUCGCCCGGUGCUGCUGCAGCUCUACCAAACAGAGCUAACCUUCAUUGGUGGUGAGAAGAAGACUGAGGUCUUCAUUCACUCCCUCGAACUGGGCCACUCGGCUGCCACACGGGCCAUCAGGGCGUCGGGUCCAGGCAGCAAAAGGCUGGGAAUAGACGGCGACAGAGAAGCAAUCCCUCUAACACUACAAAUCGUCCAUAGCAAGACAGCAAUCAGUGGAAGGAGCCGCUGGAACAAUGUUGAAAAGGUCUGCACCUCCGUCAACCUCAGCAAGGCCUGUAAAAAGUACGAAGAGCUAGACUCGAAAACGGAGUGUCUGACUUUAACCAUAACCGAGGUCGUCAAGAGGCAAAACUCCAAGUCAAAGAAAAGCUUCAAUCAGAUCAGCGUGUCCCAGAUAAAAGCAGACAAGGUCCAGAUCAUUGGGGUCAACUGUUCCUUCGCCGUGUGCCUGGAUCAGGAUGAGCAGAAAAUCCUGCAGAGCGUCACAAGGUGCGAGGUCUCCGCGUGCUACAAACCCAGGGAUGGUGAACCCUGCACACUGAGGACAUCCCCUUUGGAUCACCUCCCCCAAGACCAGCCUGAGUUUUGUUCUCUUCUGUGCUUGCCCAUUGCCACCUUCAGCGGAGCACUGCCAUAG
This is a messenger RNA of Emys orbicularis (European pond turtle), 2589 nucleotides long. It is a transcript of the gene PIK3R5, whose product is annotated as phosphoinositide-3-kinase regulatory subunit 5. NCBI's taxonomy places the organism in Eukaryota, Metazoa, Chordata, Testudines, Emydidae. The transcript has 19 exons. Gene Ontology annotation, cellular component: phosphatidylinositol 3-kinase complex, class IB. Bases 1 to 2589 code for a protein of 862 amino acids. Gene Ontology annotation, molecular function: 1-phosphatidylinositol-3-kinase regulator activity. Gene Ontology annotation, biological process: positive regulation of MAP kinase activity; G protein-coupled receptor signaling pathway. The record is from RefSeq and is a predicted model, not a curated record.